GUCUUUUCGAAAUACCUCUCAUUUUUGUCCGUGAAGCUAACCCCUUGUAUCUCUGUAAUCCUUUGUCACUUCCCGGUACAUACCCAGUUACAUCGUAAUACUACCGGCACACUUGACUGCCCAGCAAAGAUGGCUGGCAGUCUUCGGCUUCUCAGUUUGGACGGAGGAGGCGUACGUGGUUUGGCCUCACUUUACAUGCUGAGAAAGAUAUUGUCCUUUGUUGGGAGUCCAAAACCAUGCGACUACUUCGACAUGAUCUGCGGCACGAGUACAGGAGGCUUAAUUGCCAUCAUGCUAGGACGACUUGAAAUGACAGUUGAUCAGUGUAUUGAAGCAUAUAUUCGCCUAAUGGACGUUGUUUUCGAUCCAAAAUACAAGAAAACACUGCCUUUCAAAGUACGCAAUGGUAAAGUCCAGCCGCGAUAUAAGACCGAAGAAUUGGAACAGGCCAUCAAGCAGGUCGUCACCAAUGCUGGGGGGACAUCAGAUGAUCGCUUUCGAGGAGCAAAGAGGUCAGCCUGCAAGACCGUCGUGAUUGCUCUCACAGCAGAAAGCGCAAUACCAAUACGCUUCACGGACUAUAAAAAGGACGGUGAACAUUCGAACUUCUAUAAUGAGGUCCGAAUAUGGGAAGUCGCCCGGGCAACUUCUGCAGCAACGUCGUUCUUCGCGCCGAUGAAGAUCAAUCACGCUGGCGAACCGCGUUGCUUCGUCGACGCAGGUCUCGGCCACAACAACCCCAUCGAAGAAAUUUAUCUCGAGGCAAAAGAACAACUCGGCAAGCCUGAAAUCCCGUUCGACAACCAAAUCCGCAUACUCGUUUCAAUCGGCACAGGAAGACCAGCACUCCAAGACUUUGGAAAGAGCAUCACCGAAGUCGCAAAAAGCAUUAUACAAAUCGCCUCGGAGACCCAAAAAACAGCAAACAAAUUCUACGAAAUGCACCAAGAGCUCGCAGAUCGAGACGGCUACUUCCGCCUCAACCCUCCGGAUCUCUCUGAAGUCCUCCUUGACGAAGCAAGCAAGAAAAAUAUUAUCGCCUCGCGCUCCGAAGCCUAUGGCAAUGACCCUGAAACAAAGAACAUGGUACGCCGCUGGGUAGCCGCUGCAGGAAACGAGCAAAAUAUUCAUCGAACGCCCGCAGUGCCGCAGCCGCAUUUAAGGUCUCCAGAGACAAAGCGAUUCUACUCACUGUACAAGGGACCAAUGUACAUGAAUCCAGAGGCGCAGUCGUAUUGGCAACAUCUCACCCUAGAUUCGUACUACGUGUAUGAACUCAUAUUUCAAGAUUGUAACCCCAUUGAUGGGAAAGUAACGCUGGAAUCUUUCCUCAAACAAUUCGGACCAAACCCCUCUCCCUCUCCCAGCCACAUCGCAGAAACCUGGUCGCGCCUCCUGCGCGACAAGCGCAACGUGCGCGAGUCCACGCACCGCAAGCCGUUCGUCAUGGCAGUGCUAUACAUGCUGCACGUCGAGAUAAUUCUCGAGCUGUCGAAGAAGGAAGUCGAUGUGGAUCAGCGCGAGAAACUGAAGCGGUUUGAUAAGUGGGUGGCGUGCCAGUGCCGGCAACUGUGUUGCCGCAAGUGGAAUUUCGUAAAUGAGAUUGGGUUAUCGAAGGGUGGGGAUGAUCGGGUUAAAUGCGACUUUCCGGGAUUGAUUAAGAAGAGGGAGCAUUGGACUGUGGCGUUUAAGACGGAUCAGACCAAGAGGUUGAAGGCUACGAGGGAUAUGUGGUUGGCGAAGGUGUGACGGGUUGGGUGCAGUAGGAGAUGUUUUGUGAGCUUUCGUCAAGAUGCUUUCUGCCUAUCGUUUAAUGAGUUCUCAUAUGCUAUGGAAGACAAGGAAGGCAAAUCGAAAUUCACGUAGUAGUUCAUGGAAAGAUUAGACGCUAGCAACAAUAUACAACAGAACCUCAAUUAC
Molecule: messenger RNA, 1920 nt
Organism: Bipolaris maydis ATCC 48331
Lineage: Eukaryota; Fungi; Ascomycota; Dothideomycetes; Pleosporales; Pleosporaceae
Source: RefSeq, a predicted model, not a curated record